CCUGAUGCUCAGGUGACAGGAACACCAGAUCUCCAUGGCAACAGUCUGACAUGUUAGACCAGAACUGCAGAUGUUUGUUCUUUAACAGUGAGCAACAUGUGGUAACUCAGGACUGAUGGAUUCAUAAUGUUUCUGAUGAACAGGGCGUUACUGACAGGGAGUGAAAUGUGGCUGAGAUCAGACGCCUUUUACAGAAAGUGAUGAAAUCAUGGAAACAUCACGAGUUUGAAAGGAGAAGCUGAGAUCAGCAGGUUUCAUUAAGUGAGUCAGCCCAAAGCCUGGACACUAUUUAAGACUCCAGACGUCUGGAUCUCCUGUUGGACUCAGGAUCUCUGACAGGCGAGUACUUUUACUCUGUGCCUUCAGCUGGUGUUGGUCUGAUUUCUAGAAGCUGCAGGUCUGGAUCAGGAUAGAAGUAGAACGUUCUGCUGAUGAAGGAACUCAGAUAAAAUUCUGAUGUUUGGUUGGACGUCUGAAGAUGUGAAUGAAGUUUGAUUUAAUGACAGAAACAGGAAUUCUUUCAUUCAUCUCUCAGUUUUCUGUUUACUCCAGUAGCACUCAGAGGCUUCUGUGUGAUAAACCCUCCAUCAUGGGUGACUGGUCCUACCUGUCGGCGCUGCUGGAUAAGGUCCAGUCCCACUCCACGGUGGUGGGGAAGAUCUGGAUGAGCGUCCUGUUCCUCUUCAGGAUCUUCGUCCUCGGAGCGGCUGCAGACAACGUGUGGGGAGACGAAGCGUCCGAGUUCUCCUGCGACACUCAGGAGCCGGGAUGCGAACACGCGUGCUACAACUGGAAGUUCCCCAUCUCCUACGUCCACUACUGGGUGCUGCAGAUCACCUUCGUGGCCACGCCCACCCUGGUCUACCUGGGCCACGCCGUGCACGUGGUCCACAGAGAGAAGAGGAUGAAGAUGAGCCGCUACACCGACGACAGGGGCAAGGUGAGGAUCAAAGGCAUCCUGUUCUGCACAUACGUGACCCAGCUGCUCUUCAAGAUCCUGCUGGAGGUGGGCUUCAGCGUGGGCCAGUUCUACAUCUUCGGCUCGGUCUUCAUGGUGUCCGUCUUCCACUGCCCCCUGACUCCACCCUGCGCUCACUUCUCUGGAGCUCAGUGUCACGUCUCCAGGCCCACAGAGAAGACCAUCUUCAUCAUCUUCAUGCUGGUGGUUUCGGGGAUCUCGGUGCUCCUCAACAUCAUCGAGAUUCUUUACCUGCUGUGCAACCGGAGGAGGAGCGCCCAGAAGAAGAUGUUCGCUCAGCAGCAUCUUCUGGCUCCACAGCAGCCUCCCUCCAACCAGAGCUGGACCAGCAGCUAUGGAGGCUACCAGCCGGCCAGAGGAGAAGAACACCAACACAGCGAGUCCAUCAGCAAAGAAAAGUACACCUGACUGAGAGAAAAGACAUCUGUUCCACGUGUCUGCAUCCGUAUGUUUUCCACGUGAUGAAUGAAUGGGGCAUUGUGUUUCCGUUCUGUUCUACGUUCUGUGUUCUAGGUUCUGUGUUCUACUGUCUGGAUUGUGUUAAAGGUUCUGAACUGAGCUGCUGAUGUUCCUCAGAUAAUAAACUGUUCUGAUCUAACAGGUCAUGUGACUGAGCUGCAAUAAACGUUCAACUCUCA
This is a messenger RNA of Amphiprion ocellaris (clown anemonefish), 1617 nucleotides long. RefSeq names its product gap junction Cx32.2 protein-like. Lineage: Eukaryota; Metazoa; Chordata; Actinopteri; Pomacentridae. The transcript is spliced from 2 exons. Gene Ontology annotation, cellular component: connexin complex. The record is from RefSeq and is a predicted model, not a curated record. Gene Ontology annotation, biological process: cell communication. The coding region runs from base 485 to 1387 and encodes 300 amino acids.